GUCGCCCUACUACCGGCUAGCCCCACGAACAGGGUGUAUACCAACCUCCUCACUCCUACCUUUCCACCUUUGGACCCCAUCUCCCAGCCUCGCAACGACCAAAAGGUCCAACGCACCAACCAGAGCAACAAAACCAGUAGGCCCGCACACCGUGAAUAUGCAAGUCCUCCUCGACGUGCAUACACAUGCAUUUCCUUGUACCACCCAUUGGCUCGACUACCACCAUCCAAGUGGAGGAGGGGGUCUGCUGCUGCUGCAAAGACGGCAAGAACGAGAAGCGACGGAAAUUUCGAGGACACCACCACGAUAAGCAGGAUGAACCUGAAUUUCGACUAUGUCGAGCCGCCAAGGAACGGCUCGUAUGCCCGCAAACCGAAAAAAUCACACGCCACAAACAGAAGAUCAGAGCGAAGAAUAGCUUCAAGUAGCAGCUACACCGAGUCCACGAGAUUACGAGACAGACGAUACAACGAUUACGACGAUUCCACAACUGCUGCUUCAGACAUUGCUCAGCCAAGCGUACUUCCGGCUGUACCAUCUCCUCCAGGAACCGCUUCUAGCUGGCCGUCAGAGUCGGAGAUUUACGGCCCAGACCGCUUCAACGGUCCAGAAUACGUCCCAGAUUACGGCCCAGACCGCUUUAACUGCUCAGAUUUUGGCCCAGAUUACGAGCCAGACCGCUUCCUUGGCCAGCGUCAAGCACCUGUCAUACUGACCGAGGCCGCUCUGGCAGAAUUGAGGGACGAACCGGACCUCACUCUGGACGACGUACCAGACAUCGGCUACCGGUGCAUGCUGGAGGGGCGAGCAGCAGCCGCCCAGGGCAUCUCUAUCAAAGACAGGAUGGCUCUGGAGGCCGGCCAGGUCACGCCCGGGUUGGAUGACACGGAGCACCUUCAGUAUGCCAUUGAAGCAAUUACCAAGGAUUUCCGCCGGGGAGGGCCGUCGAAUGCUACGGACAGCAACCAAUCAGCCGAUUAUGAUCCGUCCAUACCUGAUCAUGACUAUCCCGCAAAAUAUUCUCGACACCCAGGGCCUAGGGGCGUGACUCCACCGCCCAACGGCCGGAUGGAGCGUGACCUGCAUCUCCAGAAACACCAGUCGCAGCGUAAAGCAAGGGCCGAGAAAAAGAGGGAUGCAGGCAUUUCCCAGCCUUCCUCCCAGUCCACAUUGGUGCGACAUGGCCAGCCUCCUGGCGUGGCUGAUGUCUCGAAAGAAAACGAUCCCAGGAACGCUGAAAAGUAUCCCGACAGAUUCGAGGCUUCGUCUGCUAGGAGCCAAACUCAUCUAUGCUUCCGGCCCCGUGCAUUGCAGCAUCAAUCUCUGUCGAUCCUCAUGGCUCUGUGCGUGGUGGCCAUUGCUCUCCUCAUGUUCUGCGCCAUCUACUCGCAGACCAAUAAAGGCUUUGUCAACUACAACGGUACUAUAUAUGGAGGCCAGUUCUUCGUGUUUCGAAUGCUGCCGCAACUCCUCGCAACGGUUGUUCUUUUCUAUAGCCAGGCGGUGAUGAUGACUACGCUGCGCAUUCUGCCUUUUACACGGCUAGCCCAGAGUUCGGUCUAUUUUCGCAGUGGAGCCCUCUUUGAUGAUAUAUAUCGACCUUCCAUACAUCUCUUCCCUCGCCUGCCUCUGCCAUUACGGCCUGCCCCUUACCAGGUCUCAACCGAUCCGAGGGACAGACCCUACCCUGGUCGGCCGCCUAAGCAAGUCCGGAAUCACAACUACAAACAGACACUGCCUGCACGAGUUCUCUACUACUGUGACCUGUGUCUGCCCUUGCUCAUGAUGUGGUUGGUGAACUUCACUAUACCCUUGCAGAGCUCCCUGUUCACGGUUGUGUAUAUGGGCGAUGAUACUUGGCGCUGGGCAACGGUUCAAGGAGUCGCAUGGACACUUAUCGCGCUGUACCUCGGCUUGUUCUUGGCGAUAUUUUUGACCAUGAGAUACUGGCAAAGAAAUCCCUUGACAGGGCUUGCCUGGGAUAUCCGGUCAAUUGCGGACGUGGCGGCUCUCGUGUCGCACGGAAACCACCCCGACACGAGUCCUGCUUUCAAUCUCCUCAGAGACUACCGCGAUACUGAAGUCAUGGCCUCUCGUGACGAGCUCAGAUGGGCUCUACGAGACCGCGAUAGCGACAGGCUUUCUAUGUGGGAAAUGCACAUGGAUUUGGCGGCAAACCCACAGCCAGGAAACGCGGUUGGGUUCGAGAACAUCCCAACACGAGGCAAUAUGAUCGAGUACGGCCUCGGCUCUGCAAGAGGUCACGAGCUGGAUCUCGCCAGGUGGAGAAAUGCGAAAUAUCCAAUUACGCAAAAGGUGCUGGACGCUCGCGAGCGUACUCGACCACAAGAAUCUCGGCGCGACAUGGCCUCAGAGAAGGAUGAGGAAGAUAUCGAUAUCGAGGCUUCGCCACACAAUAGGAGGGUGCGGUAUCGCUGGCUGCCAUGGUGCUUCCGCACCCGUCAGUUGGUGAUCUUCAUCAUCGCCAUGGUCGCAGUGCUGAUCACGAUUCUGGCUGUCUCGUUUGCGCCUGCAACAAACAUCCAAAACGGCUUCUUGCCCGGAUUGCGCGCUGGUCCCGUCGACGGAAGCUUCUCUUCUGCGAACUUUCUGUAUAGCUUCCUGCCAGCCUUCCUUGGUAUGCUCUUGUUUCUGAGCUUCCAGAUACUGGAGAUGUGGCUACGCAUACUUCAGCCAUGGGGUGAGCUCACUGCUGGACAAGAGGGAGCGUUGCCCGAGCGCUCGGUGCUUGCAGAUUACGCAGCUUGUGUUCCACUGCAAGCAGCCUACCGUGCAUACCGCAACCGUCAUUGGCGUGUCGCCGUGAUCCAUGCUCUAUCCGUCAUUUUUAUUUUGAUCCCCGUGGUGGGCGGCGGUAUGUUCAUGGCACUCACAACCGAUGACAACGAAGUGCGCAUGGUGCCCAACAUUCCAGCCUUUGGAUUCCUGCUCGCGCUUCUGGCGGUCUACCUCGUGGCUCUCGCGUCGUUCCUUCAUGGCAGGGCUCCAUUCAAGCUCCCUCACGGAGUGACGUGCUUGGCCGAGAUUAUCUCGUUCGUGGCAAAUGACGACGUGGCCGAAGACAAGGUUUUCCACGAUAACAAACUCAGCAAGUCGCAGAUGAUGCGCAAAAUGGGCGUCGGCAAAUCCUCUGAGCACCAGGAUCGGUGGCGUUUUGGGCUUGGCGCGGGACAGGACGCACGCCUCGGUGUGAGAAGGGUUGUCAGGUUCACCGAGAGUCCGAGAUCGAGCCGGCGAAGCAGGAAAGCGUCGGCUAUGGGUGCGGCUGGGAAGUCAACACGCAGAGAUGGUAGCGGCGGGUCGAAGUAUGGGUGAGCGUACUCACACGCGAUCCCGUCGUCGAAACCAUGGAGCCAGCCCCAGCCUGGGAACCCGUACCCGGAGUGGAUUUGAAAAGGUUAUCGGCCGAUCCAGCUAUUGCAUACUCAGAGCUUCGCUAAGGAUGUGUUGACUUCGCAGUCAAUCGAAAGGACGCCACAGCUACGAGAUGAUUUGCGAUUGGGUCCGAGGCGCGCGCCUUCGAACGACGCGAGUACGAAGCGCCCUGGCUCAUAAAAUUUUAUAUUUAUCGCGUACGAGAGACUGAUGCAUUCGGGAUCGACAUCGUUGAUUCCCAAUGUGUCUUUUCUUUCUCAAGGGACUCUUAUCGUUUUCACGUUGGGUUAUUCGGAAACAGUGUUCAUUUUCUGCUUUUCUCUUUGCUAGGCAUUGCGUCGGAGUCAUGAUGGGUUUCAGGUUCUUGGGUUUCUUAUCUUUUUUUCUCUUUUCGAUUCUCGUCUCAUGCGAUCACGAUGUUCAGCGUGCAAGAACAACCGCCCAUCCCCCUUUUUCUGCGGAAUGUAGCGACGACACCUGUUGGCUUUUGUUUUUCACGAAUAACGAUGACGGACGGAACUGUUACGUCGCACGAUACCAUGUAUUAGAUUGAGCUGUUUUGUUAGUGUUGACCUCACGGUCAGCACCCUUUUUUUUCAUGUUUCUGUUUCUCUCUUGGCUUAUUAAACUUUCCUCUCGGGCUGGGUUACUUUUUCUGGGUAAAAAAAUGGACCAAAUGUAUGUUUUUUUCGGAGACAUGCUUUUUAUUUUCACUUCUUGCUCAUAGACUUGGGAGGGACGGGACACGGGAGACUUACUUUCGUCCGUUUUCCCCAUCAGUCCGAAGCGUUAUUCUUUUUUACCCUCGUGGUGCUUAUUUUAUACUCUUAGACAAAUUUGCUACAUCAGCGGGUUGUUAGGACAAGGGGGUGGAAAAAUUUUAUGCAAUUACGUGUAUCGACAGCACGCUCGGAUUGGCUUGCUUUUCCUUUUUUUAAGUGCAGAAGCAAGCUUACUGUUUUUAGAUUUUUAGAUUCUGUGUCUCCUCUGGUUUCUCCUUGGGAUGACGGGAAACUGACCCGCGCGUGCGUCGGUGAGUGAGUACGCGUGUUUGCAAAAGAAGCGCUUAUCCGCCACGGGUUGCCCUGUGUGAUCAGUCAUCCGUCUGUUCUAUCUGUCUUGU
Messenger RNA from Pyricularia oryzae 70-15, 4519 nucleotides. RefSeq lists its product as uncharacterized. The transcript is spliced from 2 exons. Lineage: Eukaryota; Fungi; Ascomycota; Sordariomycetes; Magnaporthales; Pyriculariaceae. The record is from RefSeq and is a predicted model, not a curated record. The coding region runs from base 316 to 3336 and encodes 1006 amino acids.